AUGGCUACAAAGGUUUGGAUGAAUUUGUUCCCAUACUAUUACAACACCCACCUCCCUAGAUCCAAAUCUAAUCAUCAUCCCAUUAUUUUAGAUUUUAAUUCUGAUCUAUAUCAGCAAGUCAAAAGGAAUCCUAACGAUAAGCCUAAAAGAUUUGAAAAACUAUGGAUGGAAAUUCCUAAUAUUAAAGACAUGAUCAGUCAAAUCUGGAAUGGAAACUCUAAUGAGGGUUCUAUGAACAAGCUCCACUACACCCUAUAUGCUUUGUGGGAUUGGGGUAAGACCAAGUUUUCCAAUCCUACUAGGGAGAUUAAUAAUCUUAACAUAACUGUUAAAAUCCUACAGGAUUCCAAUCAUCAAAAUAAGAACAUCAAACAAAUCAGUGAGAUCCAAUAUAAGAUAGAUAAAGUUAUCCAUCAUAAAGAAAUAUGGUGGGCUCAAAGGGUUAUUAUUCAUAGCCUUAGAGAUGGAGAUAGAAACACUAAGUUUUUUCAUCAAAAAGCCAACCAAAUGAGAAGCCAGAACAUGAUAAAAUCUAUUAUUAAACCCAAUGGUGAUAUCAUUUACAGAGAAGAUGAAAUUCAUGAUACUAUAAUGAAGUACUAUAGAGAGAAAUUCAAAGAUGAGAACUUAACCCAUUCCUUUGAGUGCUUUAAUACCUAG
Lathyrus oleraceus (garden pea) is the source of this 660-nucleotide messenger RNA. RefSeq lists its product as uncharacterized. The coding region runs from base 1 to 660 and encodes 219 amino acids. The transcript has a single exon. The record is from RefSeq and is a predicted model, not a curated record. Lineage: Eukaryota; Viridiplantae; Streptophyta; Magnoliopsida; Fabales; Fabaceae.